CCCAGAUUGCCAGUCAGGCCCCCAACAGGCUUUGGUCGGCAAACUGCAUACCUGAGGCAGGUGCCUCCAGGCAGGAUGGGAGGUGCAGAGUAAUGUAGAGAAAAGCAGGCUAGCAAGGUGUGCGAUCGGUCUGGCUUUCCUGUCAGUCACCUUCCUACGCAUGUGAAGUAGCAUGAGUGUGAGUGCAGGUGUGGAUCAUCACUGGACAGGAGAGCCGAGCUGUGCGUCCCCCCCCCCCAACUAACCCUCAGGGGCGACCCACACCAAACCUCUGCAUUGAGCCUCUACUAACCCCCGCACACUAAUCCCCCUGCGAACCCCCAGGGUGGGGAUCCUUUGAGGUAGGAGUCCCCACAGUGAACCCGGAGCUAACAGGAUGACGCCAGACCGUUGUUGCUGAGCUUCGAGUCGACAUGAAGUGGACAGAUCCCGUGGCUUCGAUCCGCAGGCGAUGGGGGAGACACCGGCAGGAGCAGGAGGGCGCAGUGCGGACGCUCGUCUCCAACCUGCCCUACGAGGACCUGAAGAAGAAAGAUCACCCCAACUGCCAGUACAAAAGUAACGUCAUCAAGACCACCAAGUACACCCUGUGGUCCUUCGUCCCCAAGAACCUCUACGAGCAGUUCCACCGCGUGGCCAACCUCUACUUCGUGGGCCUGGCCGUGCUCAACUUCGUGCCGGUGGUGAACGCCUUCCAGCCGGAGGUGGCCCUCAUUCCCAUCUGUGUCAUCCUGGCCCUUACCGCCUUCAAAGACGGCUGGGUGGACCUCAGGAGGUUCCAGAUGGACCAGAAACUCAACAACCUGCCAUGCCUCGUCUACAGCAGGAUAGAGACGGGCUUCGUGGAGCGCCGCUGGAAGGACGUGCGGGUCGGUGACUUCAUCAAGGUGGUCUCCAACGAGAUCAUCCCCGCUGACAUCCUCCUCCUCCACACAUCCAACCCCGACAGCGUGUGCCUGAUGGAAACGGCCAACCUGGACGGAGAGACCAACCUGAAGCAGAGGAAAGUAGUGCCAGGCUUCUCAGCACCGAAUUCUCCUUUUAAGCCUGGUGGCUUCAAGAGCACAGUAGUCUGUGAGAGACCCAACAAUGACCUCAAUCAUUUCAGUGGUUAUAUAGAGAAGCCAGAUAAGAAGAAACUGGGCUUUGGGAUUGAUAGUCUUUUAUUACGUGGAUGCACUACACGGAACACAGAUGAAUCUUCAGGAAUUGUGGUCUAUGCAGGCCACGAGACUAAGUCGAUGCUCAACAACAGCGGGGCCCGAUACAAGCGGAGCAAGCUGGAGAGGAAGUUGAAUGCUGACGUGCUCUACUGCGUGCUGCUGCUUUUCUCCAUGUGUCUCAUCGGAGCCCUUGGUCACGCUAUCUGGCUGGAGACGUUUUCCGAUGUCCCUCUGUACAUGGUUCCUGACAGCGAGGGCCGUUUCAUCCCCCCCACCCUCGCAGGCUUUUACAUGUUCUUCACCAUGAUCAUCCUGCUCCAGGUGCUAAUCCCCAUCUCGCUCUAUGUGUCCAUUGAGCUGGUGAAGAUGGGUCAGGUGUUCUUCAUCACGCAGGACCUUGACCUGUACCACGAGGAGACGGACACCCGAAUUCAGUGCCAGGCACUCAACAUCACCGAGGACCUGGGCCAGAUCCAGCACGUCUUCUCCGACAAGACCGGCACCCUGACGGAGAACAAGAUGGUGUUCCGCCGCUGCACCAUCACUGGGACUGAAUACUCACACAGCGAGAAUGCCGUCCGGCUGGCCGUCCUUGGCGAGACGGACGCGUCAGAAGACGAGGUGACACUCUUCCAGCAGAGGAGGAAGAGGAGGCAGCCCUCACUCUUCGCCGAGGACCCAGGGGAGGCUGCUGGACGCUGUCACGACGCCCAGGCUGAUGUUGCCAGCUAUCAGAGUUCAAAGGUCGCGGCGGGGGUCCACAGCGACCUGGCCUUCAGUAGCCCCCUGGAAACAGAGGUGGUCCCAGACAGGAAGCUGCUGCAGGUGGUCCUGGAAGCUGACCGUCUGAGGGAGGGAGGGAGCCUUGACCAGGGCCUCAACCAGGGUCUCGAGAGGAGCCUUUACCUGGACUUCUUUGUGGCUCUUGCCAUCUGUAACACUGUGGUGGUUUCCACAGCAACGGCCCAGAGACAGAGGGUCAAAGGACGUCGCAAUUCCUACGCCCCUCAGACUGUUUGGGGGCGUCUGCGCGGCUUCCUGAAGAAGACGGGGUCUCCGUGGAGCGCAUCUAAAUUUGUCGCUGGAAAACAGGAGCCCCUGGCAGACCCUUUUGCUGCGGAUGAAGAGCCCCCCGACAUCUCAGACACACCCGACAUCUACACCACCACACCUGAGGGAGGGAAUCCCAAAACACAGUCCGAGGUCACCUCCAAUCAAGCCCAGAGACAGAGGCCCGACCCGACCCGACCCGGGUCAGCGUCACCUGACGACGUGUGUUAUGAGUCCCAGAGCCCCGACGAGUCCGCCCUGGUCCACGCGGCGAGGGCUUACGGCUCCACCCUCCUGGAGCGCACCCCCGACCGCGUAACCGUCCUCCUGCCCCACGGAACACUCCUCAGCUACGAGGUUCUGGAUAUCCUGACGUUCGACUCCACCCGAAAGAGGAUGUCGGUGCUGGUGCGCCACCCACACACGGACGAGAUUAUCCUGUACACCAAAGGAGCCGAUUCGGCAGUCAUGGAGAUUCUGGAGGAUCCCGCAGGCGAGAGUGUAUCUCAAUGUGAGCUCAGAAAGCGUGUCUGCAGUAACACACAGAGACAUCUCGACAUGUAUGCCAGAGAUGGGCUACGCACUCUGUGCUUCGCCAAAAGGGUGGUAAGUCAGAAGGCGUACGAAGACUGGUCACUGAUAAGACAGCAAGCAAUAUCAGCCAUCGCGAACAAAGAGAAGCUUCUCAUGGACACGGCAAUCCUCCUGGAGACGAACCUAACUCUGAUAGGAGCCACAGGAAUCGAAGAUCGUCUCCAGGAGAACGUUCCAGAAACCAUUGAAGCACUGAGGGAGGCCGGAAUGCAGGUGUGGGUGCUGACUGGGGACAAGACCGAGACGGCCGUCAACAUCGCCUACGCCUGCAAGCUGCUGGACCACAAAGACCUGGUGUUCACCCUCAACACAAACAACAAGGCUGUGUGUCAGUCUAUCCUGGAGAGCACUCUGGAGGAGGUGAGGAGAUACGGGCCGGACCCGGUCUUCAGGGGACUCGGUGAGGGUUUUGGGGUUCAGGCAUCUGGGGAUCUGGGGGAGGACCCCACCAUCGGCCUGGUGAUUGACGGACGGACACUCAGCCUGGUGCUUGAGGAGGAAGACCUGAGGUCAAAGUUCGUGGAGCUGUGCCGCCACUGCCGCUCGGUGCUCUGUUGCCGGGUGACCCCCCUGCAGAAGAGCACCGUGGUCAAACUGGUGCGCGACAAGCUCCGAGUCAUGACCCUUGCCAUCGGUGAUGGAGCGAAUGAUGUGAACAUGAUCCAGGCCGCUGACGUUGGUAUUGGAAUAUUUGGUCAAGAGGGGAUGCAGGCUGUCAUGGCUAGCGACUUUGCGAUUUCUCGCUUCAAACACUUGAGGAGGCUGCUGCUGGUUCACGGGCACUGGUGCUAUUCCAGACUGUCAAACAUGGUCAUCUACUUCUUCUAUAAGAAUUUGGCGUAUGUGGCUCUGCUGUUCUGGUACCAGUUCUUCUGCGGGUUCUCAGGCACGGCCAUGAUCGACUACUGGCUCAUGAUAUUCUUCAACCUCUUCUUCACCUCAGUACCCCCUAUCAUGCAUGGCAUCAUGGACCAGGACGCCUCCAAGACGACCCUGCUCUCCUUCCCUGAGCUGUACAAGAUCGGUCAGCACUCAGAGGGGUACAGGCGCUCCGCAUUUUGGAUCGCCAUGUUGGAUGCCUUUUAUCAGAGCCUGGUUUGCUUCUUCAUCCCGUAUUUGACCUACCAGGGCUCUGACAUCGACAUCUUCUCGUUUGGAAACCCAAUGAAUACUGUGUCUCUCUUCACUAUCAUCCUUCAUCUAGCCAUUGAGAUAAAUGCAUGGACGGUGGUUCACUGGGUGACUAUGCUGGGCAGUGUGCUGUUGUAUUUCGGCGUGACGUUAGCCUUCAGUGCGAUCUGCGUGACCUGCAACCCUCCGUCUGACCCGUACUGGAUCAUGCAACAGCAAAUGGCCGACCCCAUGUUCUACCUGGUGUGCCUCAUCACUGUGGUCGUGGCGCUGCUGCCCAAGUACACGCUGCAGGUUCUGAGGGGAACGCUGGCGCCCCCCCCUCUGCUGUAUGCGCGGCAGCUGGAACGCCAGCCACCCUCCGGGGAGGAGCAGAUCCGGAUCGACGUCUCGCAGGCUCCGCCAGACCCGCGCUUCACCCUCUCGGGCCUCUCCUCGCCCCCACCCUCGUCUCCCCCCAGCCCCAUUCAGACCCGGCACCCCCAAAAACUCUGACAGUGCUGGGCAUCAGACGUCAGAACCAGGCCCAGAUCAGACGUCAGAACUGGGAGAGCCCCCCGAUGGGAAACGGAGAGGAGGAGAAAACACUGGGAGAGAGAGGAAAAAACGCUGAGCGUUAUUUUCAUUUGACAUUUUUUGUUGUUGUUGUCUGGUAAAUAUAGAACUGCUUUAUAUGUUUUGAGCAUAGGGAGGAAGAUGCGUAUGGAGGACUACACUGCACAUACCACCAGCACCAACAGAUUAAUUUAACUUUCCUGAGCCUUGUGUCAGUUUGCUGUAGCUGACACUCCAUUUUGGGCCUUUUUGUUGUAUCUUGUUGUUACUUUUUAUGUUUUAGCCUUCCUGGAAAAAGCAUCACAUGGAAACCUGUUACGCAUUCCUUAAAGCUUUUUCAAAAUCCACCAGUAGCUUUCAGACCACUUAGAAAAAGAAAGACCUGUCUCAACUGAUCGAUUCAACUCAUUGCUGACACAUAAGAAAACUUGAGCAGGAAAUGCUUGGUGGAGGCAUUAGCUGCAUCCA
Clupea harengus (Atlantic herring) is the source of this 4961-nucleotide messenger RNA. It is a transcript of the gene atp10b, whose product is annotated as ATPase phospholipid transporting 10B. Gene Ontology annotation, molecular function: ATP binding; magnesium ion binding; ATP hydrolysis activity. Gene Ontology annotation, biological process: phospholipid translocation. Lineage: Eukaryota; Metazoa; Chordata; Actinopteri; Clupeiformes; Clupeidae. The record is from RefSeq and is a predicted model, not a curated record. Gene Ontology annotation, cellular component: plasma membrane.